GUCCCUCCCUCUAAAAGCACUCUGUGUGGGGAACAUGAGAGCCAGACCAAAGCUCAGAGGAACCAGCCUGGACCUCCACCCAGCUCUGUGUCCUUACAGAGUGACGCGUCUAAACAUCAUCCCAUUUAUUUUAAAGUCAAGCCUCUGUCUGCUGCAGAGAGAGAGAGGAAGAGGAGUGGUGUUUGUGAGGAGGAGCAGCUGUCCUGCUGUGCUUUGUGUCAGGACGUCCUGAAGGAUCCAGUCUCUACCAGCUGUGGACACUGGUUCUGCAGACAGUGCAUCUGCUCAUACUGGGACCAGUCUGCUUCAUCAGGAGACUCCCCCUGUCCCCAGUGUGGAGAAAGAUCCAGAACCAGAGCUGGACUGCAGACAGCCAGUCAGAGCAGCUGUGUACAAAAUGUUGGUCUGCAGGAGGUUUUAGAUGAACAUAAGAUCAGUCUGAGGAGGAGAUGUGAACGUGUGACUGAAGGAAGUGAUGAAACAGGAAGUAGAACCCUCCUCAACAGGAUCUACACUGAGCUCUACAUCACAGAGGGACAGAGUGAAGAGGUUCAUACCCAACAUGAGGUGAGGCAGCUGGAGACAGCUUCCAAGAUGGCCGCCCUCCAUGACACUCCAAUCAGGUGCCAGGACAUCUUUAAAGUCUUACCUGACCAACAGAGACCCAUCAGAGUGGUUCUGACCAACGGCGUGGCUGGUGUUGGAAAAACCUUCUCAGUGCAGAAGUUCACUCUGGACUGGGCAGAGGGCUUGGAGAACCAACAUGUCAGUGUGGUGGUUCUGCUUUCAUUCAGGGAGCUGAACCUGAUCAGAGAUGAGCAGUACAGUCUUCUGGAGCUGCUCCAUGUUUUCCAUCCAACAUUACAGAAGGUCACAGCAGAGAAGCUGGCUGUCUCUCAGCUUUUGUUCAUCUUUGACGGCCUGGAUGAAAGCAGACUUUCAUUGGAUUUCACCAACAGGAAGCUGCUGUCUGAUGUCACACAGAAGUCAUCAGUCAGCCAGCUGCUGACAAACCUCAUCCAGGGGAAUCUGCUUCCCUCGGCUCUCGUCUGGAUAACUUCACGGCAUGCAGCAGCCAAUCAGAUCCCUCCUACAUGUGUUGACAGGCUAACAGAAGUACGAGGCUUCACUGACGCCCAGAAGGAGGAGUACUUCAGGAGGAGAUUCAGUAAUAAAAAGCUGUCCAGCAGAAUCAUCUCCCACAUGAAGACAUCCAGGAGCCUCCACAUCAUGUGUAGAAUCCCAGUCUUCUGCUGGAUCACUGCUACAGUUCUGGAGCACAUGUUGACUACAGAGCAGAGAGGAGAGCUGCCCAAGACCCUGACUGACAUGUACUCACACUUCCUGCUGGUUCAGACAAAGAGGAAGAAGAACAAGUACCACGAGGGACAUGAGACGAGUCCACAGGAGCUGACGGAGGCUGACAGGGAAGUUCUUCUGAAGCUGGGGAGGCUGGCGUUUGAACAUCUGGAGAAAGGAAACAUCAUGUUCUACCAAGAAGACCUGGAGCAGUGUGGUCUGGAUGUGACAGAGGCCUCGGUGUACUCAGGAGUUUGUACAGAGAUCUUCAAAAGAGAGUGUGUGAUCUUCCAGAAACCAGUCUACUGCUUUGUUCAUCUGAGCAUUCAGGAGUUUCUGGCUGCAGUCUACAUGUUCCACUGUUUCACCAACAGGAAGACAAAGGUGCUGAACAACUUCCUGGAGAUGUGCUGGGAUGAGUCAUCUUUGGAUGAUUUCCUAUUUUUCAUAAUGAAGAAAUCACUCCAGAGUAAAAAUGGCCACUUGGAUUUGUUUGUUCGCUUCCUUCAUGGCCUCUCUCUGGAGUCCAACCAGAGACUCAUAGGUCGUCUGCUGGGUCAGACAGAGAUCAGUCCAGAAAUCCUCUGGAUGGUUAUCCAGAGUACCAUUUACAACCUGAAGAUGAACAAUGAUAAAAUCUCUCCUGAAAGAAGCAUCAACAUCUUCCACUGUCUGAUGGAGAUGAACGACCUCUCAUUAUUUCAGGAGAUCCAAGAGUUCCUGAAGUCAGGGAACAGAUCUGAGAAGAGACUCUCUGAGAUCCAGUGCUCAGCUCUGGCCUUCAUGCUGCAGAUGUCAGAGGAGGUUCUGGAUGAGUUUGACCUGCAGAAGUAUAACACAUCAGAGCAAGGAAGACUGAGACUGAUUCCAGUUGUGAGGAACUGCAGAAAGGCUCGAUUGAUGAGCUGUGGUUUGACAACGAUCAGCUGUGAUUAUCUGGCAGCAGCGCUGAAGUCCAACCCCUCCCAUCUGAGAGAGCUGGACCUGAGUGAUAAAAACUAUUUGCAGGAUUCAGGAGUGAAGCAGCUGUGUGGUUUUCUGGAGAGUCCAGGAUGUGGACUUGAAACUCUGAGAUUGAGGAGCUGUGGUUUGUCAAAGAUCAGCUGUGAUUAUCUGGCAGCAGCGCUGAAGUCCAACCCCUCCCAUCUGAGAGAGCUGAAUCUGAGAGGAAACAACCUGAAGGAUCCAGAUGUGGAGCAGCUGUUUGAUCUUAAGGAGAGUCCAGACUGCAGACUGGAGUAUCUGCUACUGAGUGGCUGUAACCUCUCAGAGAGAAGCUGUGAUGCUCUGUCCUCAGUUCUCAACUCCCAGUCCUCCAGUCUGAAAGAGCUGGACCUGAGUAACAAUGACCUACGGGAUUCAGGAGUGAAGCUUCUAUCUGCUGCACUGCAGAGUCCACAUUGUACACUGGAAACUCUCAGACUGAGUCACUGUGACCUGUCCGAUAGAAGCUGUGAAGCCCUGUCUUCACAUUUCAGCUCUCAGUCCUCUAAUCUGAGACAACUGGACCUGAGUAACAAUGACCUGCAGGAUUCAGGCAUGAAGUUUCUGUCUGAAGGAUUGAAGAGUCCACACUGGAAACUGGAAACUCUCAGUCUGUCAGGCUGUCUGAUCACAGAGGAAGGCUGUACUUCUCUGGCCUCAGCUCUGAACUCCAACCCCUCCCAUCUGAGAGAGCUGGACCUGAGCUACAAUCAUCCAGGAGACUCAGGAAUGAAGCUGCUGUCGGCUGGACUGAAG
Messenger RNA from Oreochromis aureus, 3039 nucleotides. RefSeq names its product NACHT, LRR and PYD domains-containing protein 14-like. The transcript has 9 exons. Gene Ontology annotation, molecular function: protein binding. The record is from RefSeq and is a predicted model, not a curated record. The annotation marks the transcript as partial. NCBI's taxonomy places the organism in Eukaryota, Metazoa, Chordata, Actinopteri, Cichliformes, Cichlidae.